AUGUCUAGAACCAUCCUUAGACCACUUCAGAAGCUGACUUUGUCCGUGUUCAGGCGGGAUCAGCCAUCAAAUGGCUUCACAAAAGACAAGGCGAAGCUGCAGGACUCGUACUUUCUUGAUGAAUAUGGUCUGACCAGCCCUGGUGAAAACAAUGCUGGUGAAGAUGAGGACGGUGAUGGCAUGGCAUUCCUGGAGAGCCUCCUCGUUCUUGGUGAAGAUGAUAAGAGAACUUCCAGUCAGGGCCUGACGGCGGCCGGACUGGCCAAUAUCCUUACUUUAUUCCCAGAUAUAUGCCCUCGAUACAUCACUACCCUCUACCAACCGAUGUUGGCGAGGAAACCAGAAAAUUUUGAAGGAGCUUUGAUCGAUGCAAUCCUCAAGGAAGCUACUUACAUAACUGUAAGUGGUUCAAGGCAAAAGCGGGAGGAUAUGGCUAAGGAUGUCCAUUGGGGUAAAGAAGACAACCUCACGAGAAACAGUCGGUAUUGGAAAUGCUGCAAAGCUCUUUUGAAACUCGACUUUCCUCUGGUUCCCACAGACUACAUAAAAGAAUAUUUAGAGGUAACGAAUGAUUGCUUGUACAAUGCCUACCUGCGAUUUUACGAGGUUGAAUCAACUUAUGAGACAUCGGAUCCCAAACCGUAUACCAGAAAUACCGAUGUCAAAAGGGAAAAAUUGAUGGCUUCUUUUAGGAAAGUAGUAGCCAAGUACCCGAAUAGGGACAUAGACCUGGAGAUCAAAGAUGCUAGAGCUGAACGGAAGCGUCGUAUUGUUGCUCGAACCCUUAGGAAGAAAGCCUUCGAGGAUGAAAAAAGGAACCUUGCCUACUAUACAUCCAUUGGUGGGAUAAUUGAAUGCCAUUGCUGCUUUAGUGAUACGCCCCUUAAUCGGGUAGUAUAUUGUGCUGCCGCAGAAGCCCAUCCAUUUUGCUGGGAAUGCAUGAAAUCCAAUGCCAAAACCCAAGUUGGUAUGAUGAGACACAGUAUCCAAUGCAUGGACAUUAACGGUUGUGAUGCGGGUUUCUCCCGUGAGGAUUUGAUCGAGUCGGUGGGGGAUUCUCUUAUGAACAAACUUUUUGACUUGCAGCAAUUGGAAGAGAUUCAACAAGCGGACCUCACAGACCUUGAAGAAUGUCCGUUCUGUGAGUACAAGGCGAUAUAUCCCCCAGUUGAAGAAAAUCGCGAAUUUCGUUGUUUGAAACCGGGAUGUAUGAGGAUGAGCUGCCGGAGGUGCCAAAGACCUUCACAUAUUCCCAUGACCUGCGCAGAGAGCCGAAGGGAAGACUCCAAGCAUUUACGGAAGCACGUUGAAGAGGCUAUGAGUAAAGCCGUUAUUCGCAUUUGUCCUAACAAGAAGUGCAAAGCCCCGAUUAUCAAAGAAGAUGGAUGCAAUACCUUGAAAUGUCGCAAAUGUUCCACGGUCAUGUGUUAUGUUUGCAAGCAAAAUAUCUCGCGGGUGAAGGAAAGCCACUUUGAUCUGGUGAGAAGUUGUCCCAUAGAGGAUGACGACUACUUGCAAGAGAGACAUGAGCGAGAGCGGAUGACGGCACGAAAUGCGGCAGUUGAGAAUCUUCUAAAGGACAACCCCGAGCUGAACGAAGAAGACCUUGGUGGCGAGCUUAUCAAACGUCGAACAGUACGCGACGGAUUGCCGAUUGUAUACCCUGAAGGCACGCCUGACACUAGCGAAAUGGCGCUCUGGCCGUUUGGACGGCGUAUAACUUCUGGAGCUCAGCCUGACCGUCCGCGGCAGCAUUGGCCACAGCUACGCGUACGAUGCCCACCAGCAAAUGAAGACACCCAACUGCCCAUCAAUUAUGAAUGCCAAGCUAUAGAAACAAUUGGCGUAUUUCCAGAGCUACCUCGGGGGGAUAUUGAAGGCUAUAGUGACCCGCUGCCGCAGUAUUUUUCGUUUUAUGCAUAUGCACCGUAUCCGCUACCACCGGAUCUCCCAGUCAUUCGAUAUGAGAGGGGUCAGCACAAAGCAUAA
Molecule: messenger RNA, 1989 nt
Organism: Trichophyton rubrum CBS 118892
Lineage: Eukaryota; Fungi; Ascomycota; Eurotiomycetes; Onygenales; Arthrodermataceae
Exons: 3
Coding region: 1-1989 (662 amino acids)
Molecular function (GO): zinc ion binding
Source: RefSeq, a predicted model, not a curated record